Messenger RNA from Carya illinoinensis, 1015 nucleotides. Its product is annotated as AP-4 complex subunit sigma-like. Lineage: Eukaryota; Viridiplantae; Streptophyta; Magnoliopsida; Fagales; Juglandaceae. Bases 231 to 659 code for a protein of 142 amino acids. The record is from RefSeq and is a predicted model, not a curated record. Gene Ontology annotation, cellular component: intracellular membrane-bounded organelle. Gene Ontology annotation, biological process: protein transport; vesicle-mediated transport. The transcript has 4 exons.
GCCUUUGUAGAUGAGAAACAUACGUCCGAACAGUCUGGACUCUGGAGAGCCACUGGAGUUGGUAGGAGAGUUUUGAGAAAGCCUGUUGUACAUGGCGUUUUUUCGUUUGUCAUGACAACGGUACCAAACACACCCUCAUCUUCUUUCCACUGCCUCUCUCUCUCUCUCUCUCUCUCUCUCUCUCUCUCUCUCUCUCUCUCUCCGUGUUUUUUGGGGUGGUGAAGAAGAAAAUGGGAAUCAGAUUCAUACUGAUGGUGAACAAGCAAGGACAGACCCGUCUUGCCCAAUACUAUGAGUACCUCACUCUCGAAGAACGACGCGCUCUCGAGGGCGAAAUCGUUCGCAAAUGUCUCGCUCGUACCGAGCAACAGUGUUCUUUUGUUGAGCAUCGGAACUACAAAAUUGUUUACAGGCGCUAUGCAUCAUUAUUUUUCCUGGUUGGAGUUGACAAUGAUGAAAAUGAACUUGCAAUUUUAGAGUUCAUCCAUCUUUUGGUUGAAACAAUGGACCGACAUUUUGGAAACGUGUGUGAGCUAGACAUUAUGUUCCAUUUAGAGAAGGCACAUUUUAUGCUGGAGGAAAUGGUCAUGAAUGGGUGUAUUGUUGAGACAAGCAAGUCAAACAUUCUGACACCAAUACAGCUGAUGGAGAAAGCAUGAUGAAAAUUUACUGGGUUAGACGCUAAAGAUUUCCUACUUGUGUUGUUGCCUAUGAAAAAAGGAUCGCAAAAAUCCAACGUAAACCAAGCUUGUUAAUUCUGGUGUUUGGCAUCCUUUUCUUGUUCUGACCAUAUACUAGUUUCUGGAUCAAUUUAGGAGUGUCUCCGAGCCUUUUCAUUCUCUUUACUACUACGUAAACUAGGACUUUGAGAUAGGUGUUGUUCCCUAUUGUGCUCAAGAAUCAUUGCUUGAUUGAGCCCGAGGGCUGUGUGUCAGUUGCCAAUGCCCCCUGCUGCUUAAUAAUUAUGGUGUCGAUGGCUCCAGGCAUAUAUAAAAGCUUGUGAUUUUAAAUAUCA